GGCUCGUUCUGAUGGGCGGCUCGAACUAUGACGGCGAAGAUGUGACAGACGGCAUCUCUGUCUUCCUGCCUUCGUGCUUCCCGCGGACAGAAGGCGAGUGGAGCAUGGGAGACGCCAUGGGAGAGUCCUGGCCGCGGGCGCGCGAGACGCGCGGCGAAGCGUGGGCCGAGAUCCUCGACUGUGGCGACGAGGGCGGCAGCGUGCCCCGCAUGCUGCAGGACGCGUGGGACGAGAAGAAGCGGUCGCGCGAGUACCUGAACGCGUCGGAGCACGACUGCGACGCGAAGUACUACGCGCACGCGUUCGUGGCCUCAUGAACGGUUGCUUGUACGUGCAUGUACAGUCGGCGGCUGCAGCCCGCGCACAGCAAUUACAGAUGUAGUCCGCGUCGGAGACUCCGGAGACACCGGAGACCUGUGUGGCACUGCACGACGAACGGCCACAUAUGUGAGCCGUAUACCGUCGGUACACUCAGAGCUGCGUACAGCGUGCACGGGACGCGGGACGGCGUCACGGGCACGGCGAGUCAACGCCACAGGUGAGCGGGUGUGGGACUGGGCGAGCUGCGGGAUGUGCACGCCGUGCGGGUGCACGCGCGCGUUAAAAAACGAUAUUCGACAUU
This is a messenger RNA of Emiliania huxleyi CCMP1516, 622 nucleotides long. RefSeq lists its product as hypothetical. The record is from RefSeq and is a predicted model, not a curated record. The coding region runs from base 12 to 317 and encodes 101 amino acids. The transcript has a single exon. Lineage: Eukaryota; Haptophyta; Isochrysidales; Noelaerhabdaceae.